AGAAUUUGCGCCAUUUAAUAAUUGCACUAUGAACAAUAUGUUCAUUCAUAUAUCCGUUUAUAGGUAAACUUCAAUUUAAUCACCAAAUUACUUCAUUGUUAGUUUUUUUCUCGGUAUGAAGCGGAACUGAUGUAUGCAUCAACGGUACUAUUUUACGGUUACACUUUCUUCCUCCGCUCAAAUGCGUCUUCCACAUAGACAGUAUAUAAGUCUUCCACUGUAAACAACAGCGUUGAGGUUGAAUCCAAUGUUUGGUCCAUAGUUAUGCAGGUUAUGGAUACUUAAUUUCAGUGUCUCGACCGACAGACAGACCCACCCAAAAAGAAAAUAAACAGCAGACCCCCUGGGUCAGCACUGUGCAUUGAAACAGGAUGGCGUCCUCUUCACCCCAUGACCGCAGUCGUAAAGACAAAGAUGAUGAUGAUGAUGAUGACCCUGUUGAACGGAUGAUAUCCCGCACUGGCUGUGCUGAGCUACACUAUGCUGUGCAGGAGUGCAUGGCUGAACACCAGGACUGGCGUGUGUGCCAGAGCCAGGUCCAGACUUUCAAAGACUGCAUGAUGAAUUUCCAAAUUGCCCGGAAAGAACAGCUCAUGAAGCAGCUAACCUCCACUGAGUCUGCGCCCAGCUGAACUUCCAACACCACACACACAAACAAACACACACACACUGGCUGGGAUGUGUUGACAACAUGUGCUUGAGGUGGAAAGACUGUACCUAAUUUAAUUGUUGUUUAUGAAAAUAAAGCUACAAAAAAAUCUG
Perca flavescens (yellow perch) is the source of this 762-nucleotide messenger RNA. RefSeq names its product cytochrome c oxidase assembly factor 4 homolog (gene coa4). The coding region runs from base 372 to 632 and encodes 86 amino acids. NCBI's taxonomy places the organism in Eukaryota, Metazoa, Chordata, Actinopteri, Perciformes, Percidae. The transcript has 2 exons. Gene Ontology annotation, biological process: mitochondrial respiratory chain complex IV assembly. The record is from RefSeq and is a predicted model, not a curated record. Gene Ontology annotation, cellular component: mitochondrial intermembrane space.